UUUCAAGUGCAAAAGGACAUUUUACAGAGAAUAUGCAAGACGUUUAUGUAGGAGCUGUAGACCAAGGAACUACCUCAACACGGUUUAUGCUAUUUAAUAAACAAGGGGAACCUAUAGCGUUUCAUCAAGUAGAACAUAAACAGAUAUAUCCACAACCAGGGUGGGUAGAACACGAUCCUGUGGAGAUAAUCAACAACACCAUACUUUGCAUCGACGAGACAGUGAAGAAAUGUCAAGCAAAGGGAAUUCAAACGUCACAAAUCAAAGCGAUUGGCAUAACCAACCAGCGUGAAACCACUGUUGUAUGGGACAAGUACACUGGAAAACCUCUUUUCAAUGCUAUUGUUUGGCUGGAUACGAGAACCAAGGAAACUUGUGAAAAACUGGGAAAGAAUAGAGACCAGUACAGAGAUCUCUGCGGUCUUCCUGUAUCAACUUAUUUUUCAGGAGUUAAGCUUCGUUGGAUAAUAGACAAUGUCCCCGAUGUGAAAGCGGCACUUGAGGAAGGCAGAGCGAUAUUCGGAACGAUUGAUACUUGGUUAGUAUGGAACUUGACAGGACGCCAGGCGCAUGUAACAGAUAUUACAAAUGCUGGAAGAACGCUUUUAAUGAAUAUCGAAAAAUUGCAAUGGGAACCCAAACUAUUACAAGCUUUGGGUAUUCCAAAACAAUGCUUGCCUGAAAUUCGUUCAAGUUCGGAGAGAUAUGGCACACUUGCAUGCUCACUCUUACAAGGUGUUCCUAUCAGUGGAAUCCUUGGCGAUCAACAAGCCGCAUUGGUGGGUCAGACCUGUUUUCGUAAAGGAGAUGCCAAGAAUACAUAUGGUACAGGUUGCUUUUUAAUUGUAAACACUGGAGAAGGCGAAGGACCUGUUCCAUCCAAACAUGGUCUAUUGACUACACCGGGUUAUCAGUUAGGUCCAGACAAGCCUGUUGCCUAUGCUUUGGAAGGCUCCAUUCCUAUAGCAGGUGCAGCAGUUCAGUGGCUUCGUGAUAACUUGCAAAUCAUCAAGACUGCUCCAGAAGUUGAAGAUUUAGCCAAUUCAGUAAAGGAUAGUGGGGAUGUAUUCUUUGUACCAGCAUUUUCUGGCCUAUUUGCUCCUCAUUGGCGUGAAGAUGCCAGAGGUGUUAUUGUGGGUCUUACACAAUACACUACCAAGGCACAUAUUGCUAGAGCCGUAUUGGAAGCCGUAUCUUUUCAAGUUUGUGAUAUUAUUGGUUCUGUAGAGGCAGAUUCAAAAGCUACUAUUAAAGUUUUAAAGGUAGACGGAGGCAUGACGGCUAAUAAUACUUUCUUACAACUACAAUGUGAUUUACUUCAAUGUCCCAUUGUUCGUCCGCAAGUUACCGAAACCACAGUGAUUGGUGCGGCAUUUGCUGCUGGUUUAGCAGAAAAGGUUUGGUCAUCACAAGAAGAGUUGGUAAAACUUUGGAAGGUGGAUAGAGAAUUUUCGACCAAAAUUUCUAUUGAUGAAAGUAGCCGACGUUGGAAGCGUUGGAAACAAGCUCUAGAGCGGAGCUUUGGAUGGAUCUAAUAAAGUCAUUUGUCUGUGUUUUAAAAAUCAUAG
Galdieria sulphuraria is the source of this 1568-nucleotide messenger RNA. Its product is annotated as glycerol kinase. The transcript is spliced from 4 exons. Bases 33 to 1535 code for a protein of 500 amino acids. Gene Ontology annotation, molecular function: glycerol kinase activity. The record is from RefSeq and is a predicted model, not a curated record. Lineage: Eukaryota; Rhodophyta; Bangiophyceae; Galdieriales; Galdieriaceae. Gene Ontology annotation, biological process: glycerol metabolic process; triglyceride metabolic process; glycerol-3-phosphate biosynthetic process. Gene Ontology annotation, cellular component: mitochondrion.